AUGCAGGGGGGCACGAGUUCAAGUCAACAACAAGAAAUGGAAGUGAAGCAGGUAAUAUUUGACAUGGCCACUGACGACAGCAAUUAAGACAGAGACUAGUUUUUCUUCUGCAUGGACAAAUUUUCAGGUCAUCAGCUAAGAAAGGUUUCCACCUUACUGUUUUUCAGUUUCAAAAUUUUCUGCAAUACUACAACAAGUUAACAGAGUUAUGCUUCACAGACUGUAUCCAUGACUUUACAAACAGGAAAAUUUCCGCUAACGAGGUGAGCAUGUUGGAAUAGAAAAGGCUCAAAGCAAAAAACUGUCUUAACUUUUGAUGAUAAUUACAGAGCAAAUGGGGAUGAGCUGAGCCACUGAGAGGGAAGAUUUUACUUUCAAAAUUAUUAACAAGAUUAUUCGUUUUUUGUUAUAUGGAAAUUACCGGUAGGUUAGAAAAUGGAGUUUAAAGUUUGGAGAAAUAUGUGAGAGCAAGUUAUGCAGGGAACAAUGAAUAGGCAACAAAAGUUGUUGUCAAAUGAAGAAUGAUCCUCGCUUUUGUGAACGCAAUUUAUGCAAUUGCAUAAGAAGUCUGAAAUAAAUUCAGGACUUCAACAGGGUUUGAAGUCCCAAACCCCAUUGAAGUCCUGAAUUUUUUUCAGGCUUCUUAUGCAAUUGCAGAAAUUGCAUUCACAACCAGGGGUUUCAUUCCAGGCCGGACGCUGGACGCAACGUCUGGUUGUUUAACAUGUGACAUCUGGUAGUUCACACACGAAAUAAUUGUUUUUGUAAGUUUGAAAAUAGUUUUUUCCAUUUUUCCAGCGGCGCGAACGGUGCAUGUCGGCUAGCUGAACCACUUCAUCUGGUACUUCCAAAUGCUACCAAAAAACCCUGCACAACUGCGGGGAUCAUUCUUCAUUCGGUUUCAUUUCCACAGUUCUUCAUGUGAUCUAUUUCAUGUACAACUAUCACAAAAAUGUUGUAUUUAGGUUACUGUACAAUUCUUCUCCCCCAGAACAACUGCAGCAUGCAUUGUACUGAGAAGUUCUUGAAAGUCAUGCAGAGAGUUGGAGUUCGAAUACAGGAAGUACAAAUGAUGCAGAAUGAAGGAAUUUUUGGUGCUCCAGAUCCACCAAAAUAAAAUUAAUGAAACUACAACUGUGGUGUAAUUCAAGCAUGAGUUAUAAUUUAGAGGAAUGACACCAAGAUGGAACUACUGAAGAGUAGUCCAAUUUCAAAGAAUUAAAAUUCAUCUUCAAGUAAAUAUAGUUUAAAAGUAAAACCACGUUUAUGUUCAAAGGAAUAAAUUCCUUAUACUUUGCGGUUAAUGACCCUUAAACAGCAAAUAUCUGUUGUUUUAAACUGAAUAUUAAGAUAAUUAAAUUGGCUUUUUUAAAAAAAUCAGGUUUGACAACAAACAAAACUUCCUGUGGAAACAGAAGCCUAAUAAAGGGAUUGAAAGUGAUCAAUUUUUGACAGUUUUCACAUUACUCAGAUUCUAUUUUGGGCCAUCCUUAGUGUAAGGAUCUGUAACACUCAUACGUGAUGUAAAACAAAGAAAACAAACAAGUGAUCAACAUAACAAAGCCUAGCAAAAUAAUAGAUAUUGAACAUCACAGGUUCCUACACCAAGGUAAACCCUCUUUUUUGAAGACAAAAUUAAUAGAAAGAGUGGUGUUUCCAGUAUUAGUCCCAGUGUUCUCUAUUCUUUUCUUAUGGCACUUGUGAGGAGAAUCUGUUUAAGAAAUGCAUAUCAUCAGCAAGGCUGUGCUCUAAGGAGAAUAUUGAAGGAACCCCGGUGCUGUGAACCUGUAAAAUCUUGGGUGCCCAGCAUAAUCUUAAACUAAGAUUUGCUAGUUGUCCAAGGACAAAAGUUAGGCAUCAGAAGCCACCGGGCUCUGUUAGAGCACAGCCCUGAUUAGUGACGUUACAUGACUGUAUACUGAUCAUGCCCCAUGAGGUUCCUUUAUCCUUGUGACCUUUAUAUAUGUUCAGGCUGCAGUGGUGUCAGAAGGGGAAAAUUUUCUGCAGCUGUUGGUCUCUAAUGGGGCAUCAAGGCAUCACAGAGAUGUGGGAGCUAGUUGUGAUGAACAGGAAAUUAUAUUGUAUGUCAAAACAAAAAUUAUUUAAACUUUU
Molecule: messenger RNA, 2112 nt
Organism: Porites lobata
Lineage: Eukaryota; Metazoa; Cnidaria; Anthozoa; Scleractinia; Poritidae
Source: the annotation of a GenBank genome assembly